UCAUUUUUAUAGAAGUGGUCGGUCUCUGCUAAAUAGUCUUUUUACGCGUCACUCUGCUCAUUCGAUUUAUACAUCAUAUGCUCAUUCUUCAGGUUUUGGGGUAAAAUUGUUUGUAUGUAUGCAGAUGCAUGUUAGAUCUGCGUUUCUCAUACUUCUGUCGUAUGUGUAGAUGUUCUGCUGCGCUGUUCAAAGAGGCGGGUAGGUUGAAACAACAGAAGAAGAUUUUUGCUGGGCAAAAUAAAGUGGAUAGCGUCCGGACCUAGGAGGUUGCAUACAAGAACGACAGAUUGUCAUCAGGUUUGACAGUUCACACGUUAUGAAUCCCUGGGACCCCAGUCCUUACUCGGUAACACCUGCAGCUAAGAUUUUAGCCAGAUGUGUAGCCACAGGCACCAUGACACAGGAGGAGCUUAAUGCUGUCCCUCAAAAAUCAGAAGUCUUUUCUUAUUUUUUAAUUGAAGCUGAACAGCUGAACAGAAUUAAAGACGAACUUGAUCAGGCUAAUUUAGAUUUAGAGCUGCUGAAGCUGGAAAAGGACGUAGCAGACGUCACUCACAGUCAUUAUCUCAGUCAAAGGUUUGAGGCCUUGCAGCAGUCCUCAUCCCACCUUCUGGAAGUGUUGCGAGAACAAACAGUCCUGUUAGAAAGGCUCACAAAGCCACUAUGUCAGCAGAACCUGCCCAUUCAGGCUGAUCUUCACAGAUAUGUGGUAGAGCUUAUGGGGAUGGUGGUGGAGUUCAUUCAGAACUUGGAAGUGAAAAUUGAGUUGGUUAGAGCAAUUCCAACCACUGAGGAUUCUUUGAGUAUUCUGAACAAUGCCAUGACCCAGCUACUGGCUCAGGUCACUGAGGUCGAGAAUCUAUACAAGCAAGUUCUUAAGCAACGAGGCCAGCCACAGCUCAACAUUAAAGAUGUGUCCAGCUGAUAAAAUAUUUUAGAUUUAAAUAUGUAAGAGCAUUAAUAAUACUCUGUUGUUGUUUUUUUUUUUUUUUUUUGUCUAAUAAAAUUUAAUGGCAUCUACAGUUUGUUCAGGAUACAAGUUGACAUCAGGGUCUAACACAUUGAAAGAAUUAAAGGAAGUAAUUGUAGCUCUGUUAUCAAGAUCACUGACUAGAUUCAGUAUAAAUGUUUGCUUUGCUGUCCUUUUUUACCAUUAACUUUUCACAUUUUGUUUCAUAUUGUGUCUCUUGUAACUGCCUUGUGAUUGACACACAUCUUUGAUGCAUCCAGCAGAAACAAUUGAUUCAUUUUUAGGAACUAUAUACAGAGAAAAGUGGUGAACGUCAAUGCUCACUGCUGCUGGAUACCUGAUUCACCAGAGCAUUUCUGGACAUUAGAACAUUUCUCGGGUUUCGGAACGCAGCAGUAAACUAUUGCAGAUUAAACUUUUAUAGUGGUGAACAGGAGAGCACAGCAAAUACACACACGCACACAAAAACCCACUACUACUUUUCGAUGACUUUAAAUAAGAGAAGAAAAAAAAGUGAUGCAUUAAAGGGAUAGUUCACCCAAAAAUUAAAAGUGUGUGAGAAACAGAUCAAUAUUUAAGUCCUUUUUUAUACAUUUCUACUUUUAACUUUCACAUUUUUAAAAUAAAUGUGGAGGUUUAUGGUACAAAAGGCCUUAAUAUUGAUCUUUUUCUCACCUACACUUAUCAUAUUACUUCAGAAGUCAUGGAUUUAAUCACUGGAGUCAUGUGGAUUACUUUUAUGCUGCCUUUAUGUUAUUUUUGGAGCUUCAGAGGUCUGGUCACCAUUCACUUGCAUUGUAAGGACCUACAGAGCUGAAAUAUUCUUCUAAAAAUCUUUUAGAAGGGAACUAUCCCUUUAAGGUGCACAGUUUGUGUGAGGAAAAAAAACAUGUUUUUAUAAUAUUUCAUCUAUGUGAUAACAUGCUCUGCUUCUGACAUGACUUUCCUUUUGGGCCGAUGUCACCAAUCUCUUAUUUUUCAACUUACAAGUUAAAUUCUGGUAUGUAAUACCCAUUGACCCAAUCAAUUCCUAAUGGAUUAAAUCCAAUCCUACAUUCA
This is a messenger RNA of Myxocyprinus asiaticus (Chinese sucker), 2029 nucleotides long. RefSeq names its product HAUS augmin-like complex subunit 2. The record is from RefSeq and is a predicted model, not a curated record. Lineage: Eukaryota; Metazoa; Chordata; Actinopteri; Cypriniformes; Catostomidae. Gene Ontology annotation, cellular component: centrosome; HAUS complex; mitotic spindle microtubule. The transcript has 7 exons. Gene Ontology annotation, biological process: centrosome cycle; microtubule nucleation; spindle assembly. The coding region runs from base 317 to 925 and encodes 202 amino acids.